AUGGAAGAAACUAUCGCAGAACUGCGACGUCAGCUUGAAGAAGAAAGACUGGCGCGGGAAGAGGCAGAGCGUCUCCAGGGCGAGGCAGAGCGUCUUCAGGGCGAGGCAGAACGGCGACUCCAACCCAACAACCUGUUCCGCCUCCUCAAUCGCUGCCAUGAAUCUCUGUCCCAAGCGAUCCGAGUCGAGACGGAUGCGACCCUCACGACUCAGGGCACCGCGACCGACCCAGUGAAUCGUCUUUACCCCAAGCGCAUAGUCCCUUGGCUUGAUUUCCCCCAGCUCCAGGAGCAAGUCUGGAGCAAAUUCGACCGCACCGCUGCCUUCACCUCGCGCCCGCUGUUCCCUUCCGAUACCCAAAUCGAUUACGUCGCCACAAACAUUCAGCACAACCCGAUCUAUUCAGAAACGUCGCUUCGGAAUUUUGAGCGAGACACUGUCGAUAACUUUGUCGAAAAGGUUAUUAAUACUUUGCGAGACGAUGAAGUCCUGCGCCAUGACUUUGGGAUCCAAGGCCGAGUUACUUUCUACGAUCGCGCAAACCCAUCGGAAACUUUGCUAGAGAACAGCCUGGGGCAAAUGAGUCUUCAGGAUACGCAGACACCCCAAAGGCCGGCGAACUCUAGGCAUGGAAGAGGCAGAGGAAGAGCGAGAGGCGCGGCGCAGAGACAGAAGAGGGAUGGCACUGCACGAAGACGCAAUCGGCGCGCCGACCAAUUCUGCGUGCAUAUUGUAGCCGAUGAACGACAAAUUCCGGUGCACGCAGUGGAGUUCAAAGCGCCACAUAAAGUGACAAUACCCGAAUUAGUGGCGGGUCUACACCAGAUGGAUCUGGCCCGGGAUGUCAUUGAUCAGGAGGGCGACACAUUUGAAUUCUAUGCCACCCGCCUUGUUGCCGCCGUGGUAACUCAGAUAUUCUCAUACAUGAUCGACAGUGGAGUUCGAUACGGCUACAUCUGCACAGGAGAGGCCUUUGUCUUCCUCCACAUCCCGAAGGAUGAUCCCACCAUAGUUCAAUAUUUUUUGUGCAUCCCAAAUCAAGACGUGCAGGCGGACGAUGAAUUGCGUCUCCACCGGACAGCCAUCGGUCAGGUACUUGCGUUCACUCUUCAAGCGCUGACCGCUGACGCUCUUUCUCAAGAGUGGCACGAUGAGGCACAUAACAAGCUAACAACCUGGGAAGUCGAAUAUUUGGAUGUGUUGAGGGAAAUUCCCGAAACUCUUCGCAAAGACCCGCGGGGCUCUAAUUAUCGACCCUCGCACUGGAAACGAGAUCAGAAAAUACACAACACACGCUCUCGCACUCGUUGUCAGCCAGGCGUAUCUACACCGAAGCACUCCUCGACUGAAGGCAAUAGUAGUGAGGAAGAAUCACAUUCGCCAGCGGCAGCAGCAGCGUCGCGCAGCCGAUCGAGCCGCGACCGAGGCAAUAAAGGCCAAUCAAGCAGGGAGAGCGAAAAGUCGCGAGCUGGCCGGAACAACAAACAGACUUCUCAAAAAGACGGGCAUUCCGCACGACCAUACUGCACCAUUGCUUGCCUCUAUGGCAUAGUCAACGGAGGCCCUCUGGAUAAAACAUGCCCAAACUGGAAACUCCACGGUGGCCAGAGACACUCCAUGGGUCCGCAAGAGUUCACACGCCAGCUUCAUCGCCAGCUUGCCCGAGAUCGAGAACUUGGUUUUGAACAGCUCCAUGUCUGUGGUCGGACUGGAUAUCUUAUCAAAGCUACCCUUCUUUCGCGCGGAUAUACUGUCAUGAUUAAAGCCACGACCAUGGAAAAGCAGCAUCGCCUUCGAGUAGAAGCAGACAAUUAUCGCUACCUCAGGAGUAUGCAGGGUCAAAAUAUUCCUGUCUGUCUGGGGACAUUUACGCCACGAAUUUCAUAUUGGUACCAUGGUGAGCUAAUGGAGCAGAUGAUGAUUCUCAGCUGGUCGGGGAGGAGACUCCAGCACGUCAUCAAUGAUGAGAACACGGAUUUCUUCCACCGGGAGCGCGAGAAAGCCUUGGCUGUAUUUCGUUCGCAUGGAGUGGUCCAUGGCGACAGUGAGUGGCGCAACAUGUUGUGGGAUGACCUAGGUAGCCGUUUGAUUGUCAUUGACUUGGAAGACCUGAAACGGUUGAAACGCUCUCGUGCCCUUGAAGCAACUCCUGGGAAUGCACGAUAUGGUCAUCUCGCAAAGGUGAGAAAGUCCGGGCCACUGUUGAACUCCCUUGCUGUCUGCACAUGA
Molecule: messenger RNA, 2229 nt
Organism: Penicillium manginii
Lineage: Eukaryota; Fungi; Ascomycota; Eurotiomycetes; Eurotiales; Aspergillaceae
Exons: 1
Coding region: 1-2229 (742 amino acids)
Source: RefSeq, a predicted model, not a curated record